AUGGUGACCUUCGACAGCGAUGCCGUGAACAAACUGUGUUCGGCAGAUCAACUGGAGCUCUUGGACUCCAUCGAUCGCCUUCGGCUGCAGGGGAUCAACAAUUAUGUCUCCCUGCCCCAGAUCAUCGUGUGCGGAGACCAGUCUUCCGGCAAGAGCUCGGUUCUAGAAGCCAUCUCGGGCGUCUCAUUCCCCGUCCAGAGCAACCUGUGCACGCGUUUCCCUACCGAACUGGUUCUCCGCAGGGCCCCUCACAUCGGCGCUAGCGUUUCUAUCGUGCCCCAUGAAUCUCGCAGCGACUCGGAACAAGUCGCACUCCGCAGCUUCUCUGAGCGGCUCCCUGGAUUCGACAGCCUCCCAGCCGUGAUCGAGGCAGCCAAGCUUGCGAUGGGCAUCUCGACCCACGGCAAGGCAUUCUCAAAAGAUAUCCUCCGCGUCGAGAUCACGGGUCCGGAUCGGCCUCACCUUACAAUUGUCGACCUUCCAGGGUUGAUUCACGCGGAGACGAAGAACCAGACACUCUCUGAUGUUGAACUCAUCAAGGAGGUUGUCCAGGGUUAUAUGAAAGAGCAGAGAUGCAUCAUCCUUGCUGUUGUCUCUGCGAAGAACGAUUUCAGCAACCAGGUCGUCCUCCAACUUGCUCGGGCUGCAGACCCCACAGGCGAUCGGACUUUAGGCGUCAUAACGAAGCCGGACACCCUGACUGCGGGAGCUGCAAGCGAGGCUCUUUAUGUAUCACUCGCCAAGAACCAGGAAGUUGAAUUUCGGUUGGGUUGGCACGUUCUGAGAAACACCGACUCCGAGAAAGGGACCUGGAGUCUUGCAGAGCGCGACAAUGAGGAGGUUGUGUUCUUUCAAAGCGGCGUUUGGACCCAGUUGCCGCAGUUGUCUUUAGGAAUCGACAAGCUACGCGGCCGACUCAGCAAAGUUCUCCUCAGGCAGAUUGCCUCUGAACUCCCGGGCCUGGUUGAGGAGAUUGAUGGGAAAUUCAGUGCUUGUGAGAGCAAGUUGAUGAGGUUAGGCGCCCCUAGAGCUACCGGUCAUGAACAACGCCUCUACCUCUUCCAUCUCAGCCAGUCUUUCCUCACACUGCUCAAGGCUGCAACCGACGCAAGCUACACCGACCCCUUCUUCGGAAUCUCGAAGGCGGAGCAUGAAUACCAGGGCCAUUUCAGGGCCGUCGUCCAAAACCUGAACCAAGGUUUUGCGUCGACAAUUUCCGUUCGCGGCCACUACUGGGCAAUCGAGGAAGCUGGAGGCGGGCACGAGAGAAUGUCCCGAUCCAACUUCAUCAGCCACAUUGAAGAGCUGAUGAAAAAGACCCGAGGACGAGAACUUCCUGGCACCUUCAACCCAAUGAUUGUUGCUGAACUAUUCGUCGAACAAUCUCGUCCAUGGGAGUUCAUCGUAUCCCGUCACGUCAAAAGUGUGUGGGAUGCAGCUUGCCGAUUCUUGCACAUGGUGGUCGAUCAUGUAGCGGAUGGUUCUGCCUACAGGGCUCUCCAGGAAGAAAUCUUCGACCCAAGCAUGAAGGACAUUUUAAAGUCCAUGACAGAGAAGACCAAAGAGCUCCUAAACCAGCAUCAAAACUUCCAUCCGAUCACCUACAACGACCACUACUUUCUUGACCUUGUCCAAAAGACUCGGCGUGAGCGGGAGUCGACAAAGGAGCCCAAAGAUAUCUUGAAGGAAUUCUUCAAUGUUGCGUCGCUUUCAUCAACCAACAGGCUGAAAGAGUACUAUGACCUAGCCGAACUUGCCGAGGAAUUGACAAAGAAUCGCAAGUUAGAUAUGAGCCAUCACGCUGCGAACGAGGCCCUCGAUUGCCUAGAUGCGUACUAUAAGGUUGCUUUGAAACGCUUCAUCGACGACGUUGCUGUUCAGGUCGUCGAAGGAAAGCUUGUUUCGGCGUUGGAAAACAUCCUAUCGCCCGUCAACGUGUGGCGAAUGUCUGAUGAUCUGGUGUCUCGCAUUGCCGGGGAAUCUGAGGAGAGUCGACUCACUCGAGAGCAGCUGGCUAAACAACUCGGAGUGCUGAAAAGCGGACUUGAGACGUGUAAGAAGUUUGCGAACUUGCGCAUCCGUGGUGGUGAGUAA
Lasiosphaeria miniovina is the source of this 2094-nucleotide messenger RNA. RefSeq names its product P-loop containing nucleoside triphosphate hydrolase protein. The coding region runs from base 1 to 2094 and encodes 697 amino acids. Gene Ontology annotation, molecular function: GTPase activity; GTP binding; microtubule binding. Gene Ontology annotation, cellular component: membrane; cytoplasm; microtubule. The record is from RefSeq and is a predicted model, not a curated record. NCBI's taxonomy places the organism in Eukaryota, Fungi, Ascomycota, Sordariomycetes, Sordariales, Lasiosphaeriaceae. The transcript is spliced from 2 exons.